Heterostelium album PN500 is the source of this 2526-nucleotide messenger RNA. It is a transcript of the gene tnpo, whose product is annotated as transportin. Gene Ontology annotation, biological process: protein import into nucleus. Bases 1 to 2526 code for a protein of 841 amino acids. Gene Ontology annotation, molecular function: small GTPase binding; nuclear import signal receptor activity. The transcript has 7 exons. The record is from RefSeq and is a predicted model, not a curated record. Lineage: Eukaryota; Evosea; Eumycetozoa; Acytosteliales; Acytosteliaceae. Gene Ontology annotation, cellular component: cytoplasm; nucleus.
AUGGAUUGGGUACCAAAUCAAGAAGGUUUGAAUCAAUUGAUUAUGAUUCUCAAACAAACCAAUUCACCAAAUCAAGAGACACAAAGAAAUAUUCAUACAGAAUUAAACAACUUUCAUCAGAUCCCAGAUUACAACAAUUACUUGACAUUCAUCUUUAAAUUGACCAAUUUGGAAGACUAUGUAAGAAGUGUAGCAGGUUUGAUCUUGAAACAGAAUAUCAAGGCAUACUACCCAAAGAUGCCAAGAAAAGUACAAAACUUUAUCAAAGCUGAAGUAUUGCCAAUUCUCUCUGAUCCAAAUCAAAAGGUUCGUCAGACCGUUGCAAAUAUCAUUACAACCUUAAUUUUAAAGAGUUCAUUCGAAUCGCCAAAUCCCGUCUACAGAAGAAGGGCACUCGCAUCGCUACACUAUUUCAUUCCAAGCAUGCCAGGUGCACUCUUGAUCAAUAUGGACAGCUAUCUCAAUGGAAUCUUCUCGCUGAGCGAAGAUCCCAAUCCAGACGUUCGUGUCAAAGUCUGCAGAACCUUGGUACUUCUCAUUGAGAUUCGUAUUGAAUUCUUGAUGCCACACAUCAAACAGGUCAUCAUGUACAUGCUACACGCUUCACGUGACCAAAACGAAGAUGUUGCACUCGAAGCAUGUGAAUUCUGGACUGCCAUCGCCGAGACACCCAAUUGUAAAUCACUACUCAGAGAAUUCUUACCAACUUUGAUUCCAAUCCUAUUAAAUGGUAUGGUAUAUUCAAGUGAUGAAUUUGAAUUGUUGGAUGUUGAAGACGAUGCUGCCAUUCCAGAUCGUCCACAAGAUAUUAAACCAUUCAUUGGUAGUUCAAAACAACAUUCAUCUGGACCAUCCGGUGCUCAAGGAUUUGUAUUUUCUGGACAACAGCAACAACAACAACAACAACAAGAGGAGGAAGAUGAGGACGACGAAGAUGACGAUGAUUUUGUAGAGGAAGAUUCAUGGUCACUCAGAAAGAGUUCAGCAUUGGCUUUGGAUACUCUUUCGACACUUUUCGAUAAUCAAGAGUAUCUUGCUAUUGCUUUGCCUUUGAUCGAACAAAAGAUGAAUGAGUCGAAUCCUUGGAUUGUCAGAGAGAGUGCUAUCCUUGCAUUGGGCGCUAUUGCAGAGGGUUGUCUCGACGGACUCGCUCCACAUCUCAAGGCGGUCGUUCCCUACUUGAUCAACACACUCAACGAUCCAAAGCCAUUGGUCAGAUCGAUCACCUGCUGGGCGCUGAGUCGUUACUCCUACUGGAUCUCCACAGAGGGACCAGAGUUCCUCUACCCACUGAUUGUCAACCUCUUGAAUCGUAUUCUCGAUAACAACAAACGUGUACAGGAAGCCGCUUGCUCUGCAUUUGCAACCAUCGAAGAGGAUUCCGACGCUCACUUGAAACCAUUCUUGCCAGACAUUCUAGCGACCUUUGUCAAAGCAUUCCACAAGUAUCAAGCCAAGAAUCUUUUGAUCCUCUACGAUGCCAUUUCAACCUUGGCCAAAGUUGUAGGAAAGGAUUUGAACAAACCUGAAUAUAUCAAUAUUUUAUUACCACCAUUAUUAGAGAAAUUCAAUAAUAUAGAUGAUCGUAAUAAGACACUUUUACCAUUAUUACAAUGUUUAACACCAAUUUGUUCAUCUAUUGGUAUUGGACUCAAUGAAAUUAUUGUUAUAUUUUAUAAUAGAGCCGUUAGAAUUAUCAUUGAUACUUUGACUGCCUAUAAGCGUUUCAAAGAGAAUCCAGAUGAAUACGAAGAACCAGAUAAAGAUUUUGUUGUAUGUUGUUUGGAUUUGAUCAGUGGAUUGGCAGAGGGUGUCGGAACCAGUAUAGAAAGUUUGGUGACACCAUCCAAUCUUCCACUUGUAUUGCUAGAGUGUAUGAGAGAUCACCAACCAGAUGUUCGUCAAAGUGCAUUCGCUCUUCUCGGUGACAUGUCAAAGAUUUGUAUCCUACACUUCAAGCCAUACAUCCCUGAAUAUAUUCCAAUUCUCAUUACCAAUCUAUAUCCAGACUUAGUACCAGUAUGUAAUAAUGCUUGUUGGGCACUCGGUGAAAUCGCCGUUAGAAUGCCAAUGGAUGUCAAGCCAUUCGUAAAGAGCAUCCUGGAAAAGUUGAUUCCAAUCAUGCAGAAUGUCAAGUUGCAUCGUAACAUUCGUGAGAAUACAUCGAUCACCCUGGGUAGAAUGGGUUUGGUAGCACCGGAAGUUUGUGCUCCACACAUUGACGAGUUUGUUCAGUGUUGGUGUAUGGCCAUUCGUGGAAAGGUCGACGACCAAGAGAAGGACUCUGCAUUCCGUGGUAUGUGGAUGAUCAUCAGUACCAACCCAACCGACUCUGUCAAGCAUCUCGUUUACAUUUGUGACGCCAUCGCCAGUUGGAAUCGUCUCGAGCAAGAUCUCAACGAUGCCUUCAAGAAACUGUUGCACGUCUUCAAGAGUAGCAUCGGUGAUCACUGGCCACAGUACUACAUUCAAUUCCCAGAGCAACUAAGAAAGAUUCUUGAUGAGAGAUAUCAACUCGAUAGAUAA